AUGGCGGUCUCGAGAUUCUGCCCUCCAAGAAAAUCUUGCCAUGAUUGGAUAGGACCCCCAGAUAAACAUUCAAACCUUCAACCUGUUCACUUUUACAUCCCUGAAAAUGAAUCAUCAUUGGAACAAAAGUUAAGAGAAUUAAGACAAGAAACACAAGAACGGAACCAACAGUUCUGGGCAAACCAGAAUUUGACUUUUCUAAAGGAAAAAGAAGAAUUUAUUGACUCAAGACUAAAAGCCAGAGGCCUGGAACUGAGAGCUGAAUCAGGCCAAAAAGCAACACUGAAUGCAGAAGAAAUGGCUGACUUUUACAAGGAAUUUUUAAGUAAAAAUUUUCAGAAGCACAUGUAUUGUAACAGGGACUGGUACAAGCGUAAUUUGGCCAUCACCUUCUUCAUGGGAAAAGUGGCCCUGGAGAGGAUUUGGAACAAGCUUAGACUGAAACAAAAGAAGACCAGCAAUUAG
This is a messenger RNA of Balaenoptera ricei (Rice's whale), 465 nucleotides long. RefSeq names its product cytochrome c oxidase assembly factor 8. Gene Ontology annotation, cellular component: mitochondrion. The coding region runs from base 1 to 465 and encodes 154 amino acids. The record is from RefSeq and is a predicted model, not a curated record. The transcript has 3 exons. NCBI's taxonomy places the organism in Eukaryota, Metazoa, Chordata, Mammalia, Artiodactyla, Balaenopteridae. Gene Ontology annotation, biological process: intrinsic apoptotic signaling pathway.